UUGCAUCGAUACAGGUCCAAGACAAGCAACAAGGAAAGCCAGCUUCUUGAUAGAUCGUCCAAAACCAGCCGCUCUUAGACGCCAACAAUCACUUCACUAAACAUUCAGCAGUUCAUCGCCAACCCGCCGACGAUGUCGCUGAUUCGCCGCGCCGACGUGUUCGACCCCUUCUCUCUUGAUCUCUGGGACCCAUUUCCCUUCGGUUCCGGCAGCGGCAGCAUCUUCCCUCGCGCCAGCUCCGACACCUCGGCCUUCGCCGGCGCGCGGAUCGACUGGAAGGAGACGCCUGAGGCUCACGUGUUCAAGGCAGACGUGCCGGGACUGAAGAAGGAGGAGGUGAAGGUGGAGGUCGACGACGGCAACGUGCUGCAGAUCAGCGGCGAGCGGAACAAGGAGCAGGAGGAGAAGUCCGACACCUGGCACCGCGUCGAGCGCAGCAGCGGCAAGUUUCUGCGCAGGUUCCGACUCCCGGACAACGCCAAGACGGAGCAGAUCAAGGCGUCCAUGGAGAACGGCGUGCUCACCGUGACCGUGCCCAAGGAGGAGGCCAAGAAGCCCGACGCCAAGCCCGUCCAGAUCACCGGCUAGAGACUCCGGCUUAGCUGCUCUCUGCUCACAGCCUAAAUAAAAUCAGCUCUGAUAUGGGCGCUGCGGUGUGUGUUCUGCACUUCUGCUGGUGUUGAGUUUGCGUGCAAGGUUGGGCUCGCUGUGUAAAGCUGCAUCUUUGGUCCUAGCUGAUAGUUCGGUGUGCCGUAGACUGCAGCAGCUGGUGUGCGUGUGAGCCCGAUGAGAUUUCCUUUGUCUCUUUCCAAACUGUGAGCAUAAUGAGCUUUGUAUCAUGUAUACUGUGCUAUGUUUGGCAGGGAAGCAUCGUUUAAAGUGUUUGUGUUUUA
Lolium perenne is the source of this 893-nucleotide messenger RNA. RefSeq names its product 17.4 kDa class I heat shock protein-like. The record is from RefSeq and is a predicted model, not a curated record. Lineage: Eukaryota; Viridiplantae; Streptophyta; Magnoliopsida; Poales; Poaceae.